Messenger RNA from Nicrophorus vespilloides, 1351 nucleotides. Its product is annotated as ell-associated factor Eaf. Gene Ontology annotation, molecular function: transcription elongation factor activity. The transcript is spliced from 5 exons. Gene Ontology annotation, cellular component: super elongation complex. The record is from RefSeq and is a predicted model, not a curated record. Lineage: Eukaryota; Metazoa; Arthropoda; Insecta; Coleoptera; Silphidae. Gene Ontology annotation, biological process: regulation of transcription elongation by RNA polymerase II; positive regulation of DNA-templated transcription. The coding region runs from base 226 to 1230 and encodes 334 amino acids.
GGAUGUGUGUAUGUGUGCUGGCCACUAGCUGCACUAGCUAUACUCAUAUGUUGAGGGAAUACCAGUGGAAUUUCCGAAAAUAACCAAGCAGACGGAACGCUUGUUUUCCAACAAGUCUGCAUGUCUGUACAAUGGGAAACAAUUAAUUCCAUCCAUUAUUUGGCUACACAAACUUUUAUUUUUCGGUUAUUUCAAUUUGCCUGUGUUUGAAAUAGAGUAGGAGCCAUGGCUGACAAACUAAGAUUGGGUACAGAGGUCAGGGAAUUGAAAAUUGGACAGUCCUUCACGAAUCCUAAAGCUGGAGCUCUGCAUGCCAUCAGAUAUGACUUCAAACCUGCAUCCGUAGAUCUUAAUAAAAUUGCCACUGUUGAUGUGGGAAGUGGAAACCAAGUCACAGUUACUGUACCACAUUUAGAUGAAGCUGUUGUACCUCAAACAGUAUUUAAGGGAUCCCAGCGGCCUUUCCACAAAGAAUGUGUGUUGAUAAUAGAUAGAGUGACGGGCGAGAUAACGCUGGAGAAGUUGACAAGCAAUAUACAGCUUAAGAAGACUAGGUUCGAAUCAGCGAAAUCACAGUUGCCUCAAGAUAGAAUUGCUGAGAGAUCGUUGACUUCUGCUCGUCCGCAGACGCCGCCCAUAGGCCAGAGGCAAUCGAACAAGACUCGAGUGACCAGCGGUAGUCGUAGAGCCGACAGACAGAUCACGCAAAUUACACAUCUGCCUAAACAUUCUCCUCUUCACGCGAGCCCUAAUCCUCAGUACCCAUCGCCGGGUCACAAAUCCCCGAAGAGGGACAGGGACGAGUCUCAUUCGCAGAGCGCCCUCGCAAGUCUUCCGAUGAUUGGGAUGGAAGAUUUCAGCGAUCCCGUUCCUGCUCCAGCACCUCCACCACCGGCACCAGUAGCGACCUCGCAGAACGGGACGUUCUCGAGCGUUUUCAAUAGUCACUCCGACAAUGAGAUGAACGGUGAUGCGAUCGGCGAGAUUUCGGACAGUUCGUCGAGCGACUCAUCCAGUGACUCCGAUUCCGAUCACGAUUCCGCACCUGAGAGCAAGACUGUUAAGCCCCCUAUUUCCAGGAGUAACGGCCAUGGGCAAGUCGGCAGGGGCUUAGCACUUCCGCCCAAUCCAACUCCGCCGCCAGCCAAACAUACCAAUCAAAUGUCCAUGCCCAUUACUCUCUUGAACGACGAUCUUUGCUUAUCGGAAUCCGGUUCUGAUUCCGAUUAACCUGAAAUUGAUGUAUACUGAAUAUAGGUAAAAUGUUGUGAGCCAAGUGAUUUAUGACUUUUGAUAUAAUGAAGAGUGUAUAAAGUUUUUAUUAUAAUGAUUACAUACCUAUUUUCUUUGU